Schistosoma rodhaini is the source of this 3206-nucleotide messenger RNA. Lineage: Eukaryota; Metazoa; Platyhelminthes; Trematoda; Strigeidida; Schistosomatidae. The record is from the annotation of a GenBank genome assembly.
GUUAUGUGUACUGCGUCGCCGGUAUGUUAUAGUUUGUUUUGAUAUGUGCUUCACAGCUGUGUAUUGUUCGGUUACACAUUCUGUGAAAUUAUGAUUGCAUAUUUUCUUAAGAGAAGAUAUCUGAAUAUCUUUUGUACCAUAGACAGUAUAUUCUUUGUGGCAAUCGUCUUUAAAAGUUUAGUAUGUCGGACUUUAAUCCGUCGUUGUAUCGAAUGUUAUACGUCCUAAAUCUUUGUUUAUGUAUCACGAUACUCAAUAAAUUCGCUACAUUUCGCAUUGCUGUGGUCAGGACAACCGUUAAUUUCCUUAACAUGUUCUUGGGCGGAUUGUUCGAACAAAAUGAUAACAUGACUUGUUUCUGAUCCCAAAUGUUUGGGUUUCUAUAUAUAUUAACCUCCUCGGAACUGUACGUUGAACAUUAGCAUCCGGUCAGUGCUUGAAGGUCUCAUUUACUUAUGCUUAAGUGGAUUAUUUGUCAUGUCAGAUCUGUCCUGUAACGCAGAUGUAACAGAUUCUUUCAACAAUACACAGAAUACACCUAUUCCUAAUUCGGAUUGCACUCUGUUGAAUGAUGUAAUUGUUGAAAAUCAUAAUGACUGUGAUCCAUGUACUCAAGGUCCGUCAGUUAAAAAACCUAGGUUAUUUGAACAGCAAGAUACUAUUUGUACAUUGAAUAAUGGUUUCAAGGAUGGUUACAACCUAUGCAACUUUAAAAGCUUGCCAGAACUACAAGAGGAGUUUAAAAAAGUCCGUCUCUGUUUUGAUUCAAAAUUAAAACUUGCUCUAAAAGAGAAAUUGUCCAAAUAUAUAUCUUUUAUUGAGACAACAGAAAAAACGGUAACUGGUUUAAAGGAAGAAAUAAGUCAAUUAACAGGUCGAAUGGAUUUCAUUGAAUCUUCGUCAAAAGACUUGACAAAAUUGAUUAAUGAGCGAAUUCCUUUGCCUGCUCCAACAGAUGGUAUUGGUCAGUCGAGAACUCUUUCUUCUCAAGCUCCCCGUUUACCUUUAUCAUCUCAUUCUCCUUUGGUAUCCGCACCAGAUCGAUCUAUGCAAACAGUGAAUCCUUUGAAUCGACAGCCGAAUCUAACUUCAUCUAAUUCUGUUUCAUCUAGAUUAGUAUCUGUUUUACCAAAAACUUUCGAAAUUCAGUGUGUUCCUCCUCAAACUGCAUCAGGUACAGUUUUAGCUAUCCAGGUCAAUGAUACUAUUGACCUAACAUCAGACACUAAUAUAGAAAAUGCUUGGGAAGAACAUUUGGUUUCUGGUUCAACAAAUACGAAGAAAAUAAAUAAGCACAGUGCCACACCCCUUUCAAAUUUACAAAACGGGAUUAUUUCCGCAAUAAAUGUUCCGCCUUCAUUCACAUUUGACAAUGGUAGCGGUAUUGAUAAUGUGAAUUCAAAGCAAUCAUAUAUGGACUUGGUAUCUUUAUCUCAAGCUCAGAAUAUAACUACUAAUCAGAUGACUAAUUCUCUACCAUACUCUGUUAUUCCUGAUGUUCAUCUACUUCCUGUUGCUUUACUACCUCCAGUUCCAACACAACCAGUAACUAAUAUCAACCAUCUUCCAUUGCAACCUGUUCCUCAGCUAACUAUCGCGGAAGCAGCUGAAGGAGUUUGUUUACAAUGGUCUAUUACAUAUCCAAUUGGAUCAUUUGAACCAGCUAUUUCUUAUGAAAUUUAUAGUUAUGCUUCAUCUGAAGUUAAUUUAGUUACUGUUCAAACAUCAUUACCAUGGAAAAAGGUUGGUGAAGUAGCCGCUUUACCUUUGCCUAUGGCAUGUACAUUAACUCAUGUUCAAGCGAAUAAUAUGUAUUAUUUUAUUGUUAGGUCAGUUGAUCGAUUACGUCGAUAUAGCGCAUGGUCAAAUGUUGUAAAUGCUUAUGUCAGUUGAAAAGCUUCAAGGAAUUGUCAAUCACCUUGGGGAUUUGAUGAAUGUCCCCCUUUAAAAUAUUUCUUUUUGCAAAUGAAGAUAUGUGUAUCUUUUUUUUCUUGUUUUAAUCGCAUUUGCCCAGUAACAAUAGGUCUGUACAGUUUUCAUCCAUGUCAGGAUGUAUGUAUGUAUGUAUGUAAAUUUUCUUUUCUUUGUAUUCAGGGACUUUAGCCCUAAAUUGAUUUUCCCUCAGUUAUAUACUUUAAUAUUUUGUAAUCUAGAUUAAAUAUGUAUCAAAGUGAAAGAGCAUGCCUUUUGUUUUCAGGUAUUGGAAAUUAACCUGGAGAAUAUUAUUUCGCGGUUCAGUGUUCCGAUGUACAAUUGAGUCUACUGUUUCUUUGUUGUAGGUUUCAAUGGUGGAUUCUUAGCGUCAUUAUGCACAUACUUAACACCUUAUUUGUGUUUACUCUGAAUGUUUAGGGGAUGUGGCUUCCGCUGCUGUUCUCAUGAUCUUUACAUUCUCCUUAAAACAACACUCACUACAAUGUACAUAAUAUACAUAUUCGAACAGUCAAAUUCAUAUUCACUGAGAUUGAAUCUCUGUUUUCCAACUCAGAUGAUAUUCUUAAAUGCAGUCAGAGUACUAAUCUCCAGUAUUGUUGCGUGGUUAUUUACGGGAUAAGAGCAUUGUAAGUUGCUACAACUAAUUUGUGCAUCACGAGAAUUCCGCAUUAUUCCACAAAAUGGUAAAUACUAAAAUUUCUGUGAUAGCGCUAAGGCAGUUCUAUGCGAAUCUAAUGUGUUCAACCUUUAGUUUAUCAAGUGGGACUGCUGUGACGCUUUAUCCUCACUGAGUAGUCCUGUAAGGUUAGUUAACUAAUGGCUGUCACGUCGUCUGGGUAGUUGUAUGGCUCUUAAUAACUAAGCUCCCUGAUAAUUUACUACCACUAAGUGUCCAGCUACUGGCAAGUUAUACUUCGCACCUAGUGUGAUAUGUUCAAUAGUUUGGUUGAAAUAGGAAAGUAUCAAACUGAAGUGACACAUGUACCUCCUUGUGUGAAGGGACAUCUUAUCACAUUUUUGAUCUAAAAUUUCAUGUCAUUUGCCGUGAUGCAACUUACUUUCAUGGCUGAUGCAUACUAAUCCUAGAACUCUGAGCAAGAUUCCUUAACACUACGAAGUACUGAGUACCGUCAAAUUUUAAGUUCUCAAACCAUCUGCAUACGGUAAAAAGGAAAGUAACUCGCAAAACAACCAUUUUAUCGAUGGGCUGUAUGGGUAGAGGCGGCCUAUGUGGUGGUUUUCUGGUAAAAAUAUGGUGAUGUGACCAGAGG